AUGAAUUCUUCCUCAGAUUUGCAAGUUAUUUCUUCCUCAGAUCUGCAACUUACUUCUUCCUCAGAUCUGCAAGUUAUUUCUUCCUCAGAUCUGCAACUUACUUCUUCCUCAGAUCUGCAACUUACUUCUUCCUCAGAUCUGAAAGUUAAUGAUAAUCCAAAGCCAAAAAAGACACACUUAGAAAAAGCCAAGCAAGCAAGUAUAAAGAAAAGAGCUAAGGAAAUUAUUGCAGUUCAUAUAAUAGAGCAUGCAUGGCUUGCUCAUGUGUAUAAAACAAUGUUUCAGCUCCUGAAACACACAAUUUGUGCAGUGGAACAUUAUGUGGCAUACGAAGUACUAAAGGGAAUGUGCCCCUUAGAGGCUCAGCUGAUUAAAGAUCCUAGCAUGAAGUAUAAAGUCAGAUUCAGAUUUAGUGGUGAGGAAUUUCCACCUUUCAUCGUGUUUAAAAUUUUUCUUCAUACAGAAGGUCGGGGUUACAAGUAUAUUAGUGGAAAAAAUAUAAUGAAGUCAUCAAAUGAGACAUUAUCUAGUGCUUGCAAAAUGAUGGGGAACAGUAAAUUUACUAGCCAAAUUUUGGAAGAUGAACGCCUUUUCCAGCAGUUCAAAAUAACUGAUGAAGUGGAUAUUGUCACAUUGAAAGAUUACAUGCAAUAUACCAGCCUGAUGGAUGAGAUUCCUGCAUAUUCUGGUGGCAGAAAUAACCAAUGGAGAAGAUUAACCCUCCAAAACCUUCCCAGGACAAUGAUGAUAUAUGACAUAGUUGAUUAUUCAGAGUCUGGGACAAUCUCAGACCGUUUACAAAAAGAAAUGAGGUAUCUAUCACAGAGACCAAAAACAGAGGAGAUGCGUCAGCACCAGCUACGAAUUAUUUCUGAAGUUAGAUUUCCUUCACCAUCAUUAAGCAUCAAACCUACAUAUCUACAGCCAUAUAGAAAACAGAGUGAGGUGAAACAUCUGGGUCGUCGAUCCAAACAAGCUCAAAUGAAAGUUGAAAAAAUGAGAAAGGCGUAUAAGGCACAUAAAGAGGAAAAUGCUCCUCCAGAACCAAAAAAGAGUCCACGUGUAAAGAAACAAGAAAUCAUCUUCUCCACACCAUCUUUUGACAUUGUGAAAGUCCGGCAAGCCACACCAGAUGAAGAAUGGGGAAGAGAAGAAGAGGAAUUAUAUGCCUGGUCUCAAGCCUCAUAUUAUGAUAAGUCUGUUUGA
Messenger RNA from Elephantulus edwardii (Cape elephant shrew), 1206 nucleotides. RefSeq names its product chromosome unknown open reading frame, human CXorf58 (gene CUNHXorf58). Bases 1 to 1206 code for a protein of 401 amino acids. The record is from RefSeq and is a predicted model, not a curated record. The transcript has 8 exons. NCBI's taxonomy places the organism in Eukaryota, Metazoa, Chordata, Mammalia, Macroscelidea, Macroscelididae.